CAUACCUGAAUCUACUGAAAUAACUGUGUAUUCCUGCCUAUAUAAAGUAAUAGUGAACUGUGCAGUGAGCUGAGCCAUCCAGUCUGAACCAGCUCCUCAGUUCAAUCUGCCUAAUAUCAGAAGUCACUACAAAGCUCAGCUCUGGCAGAUUUGUAACAAGACACCAAAACUACAGCACUUGUCAUUAUGUCUGACAGAGAUCCCACAGAGUCACCUGCAUUUAACCAAGAUAAAGCAGACUCUUUACUUUAUUCUGCUCGUCCCGCUAGAGGCCCUCAUCCAUCCCUGAAGGCAAGAGAGGUUUAUGAAGCAAGUAAGGAAGAAACAUCUAGUAACCUGACUGCAUUAUGGCAUAAGACUUUAAGUUGUAUAAAAACCGCUAAUGAAACUAGCAACAAUCCUGAGCAAUUGAACACUGCUCUCUCAAGGGUUAAGAAGGCAUUUGAGAAUUAUAAAAGACUUUCUGAAAAGUUCUAUUCCCUAUUGUCACAUUACAGCAUAGAGGAAGCCGCAGUGGAAUUAAAGGACUUUACUUCUACUGACCAGCAGAGGCAUAGCACAUAUCUUGAAGCAAAGGCACAGAUAGAAGCUAGAUUAGCACAGCUACAUGAAACUACAUCCUGUAAAUCUGCUUCUUCCAGACACUCAGGAAAAUCUUCUAGAUCUGCCCGCUCCUAUCAUAAAUCCUCUUCUAAGUCACUGCGGUCCUGCUCUGUAAGGUCAACACUGAGCGACCAAAUAGUCAAAGCUCGCCAGAAGGUCGCAGCAGCCCAGGUUCAAGCCGCCUGCUCUGAAAGAGAAGCAGCCAUCAAAGCAGAAGCUAAACGCAUUCAAGCAGAAACAGAGGCUCAGCUAGAAAUCCUUCAGAAGAGUAAAGAAAAGGAAGUAGCAUUGGUGGAAUUAUCCGUCUUGGAACAAGCCCUAUUGGAAGAAGAAGGAGCAGCUUGUCCCAGCUUGGCUGCUUGUCAAGACCCCAUUGAAAGGACCCUACAGUUCGUCUUAAGCCAGAACCACAACAUCACAGUCCCACCUACAGUUGGAGAUUUUUCUCAUAAUCAUCCAGCAUGUGGACCAGAAGGCAACGUGUCACAAAAUCAAGCUGGUCAACUAGACACACCUGCUAACAGAGACACUCCGCAACUACCGCAUGUCACAAAAUCAAGUGAGUCAACCUACGCGGCUCACGUGCCACCGCAACCCUAUGCGAAUAGAGAUUACAAGGGUACAGCAAAAGACUACAGGAUGAACUCUAUGACCCCUGUGAUACAGUUCUCUUCAACUUCAAAUGCUCAGAGACCUUCAGACGUCAGACCCUUACCUAGAUUGAACCCAUCUGCAACACCUUUCGCUCCACCAACCAGCCAACUUCAGAUACCAACCAUGGCUCAAGUCAGCGCACCAUCAGUGUCCCCGGUGGCUAUAAAAACUGAAAGCAUCGACGCUACGGAGCUCACCAAGAGUAUGGCUUUACAAGAAUUGAUCACAACUGGACUGUAUAAAUUUGAUGACCGCCCAGAGAACUACAGGAGUUGGAGAUCUACAUUUAAGGCGGUAAUCAAGAGCUUGCCCGUUGAACCUCAAGCAGAACUCGAUUUACUAAUAAGAGUUCGUGCGGAAGGUUGCAAAAUCCAAGAAUGACCCAAGCUUCUUCUAUCCAGAUACAACCACCACUUCUUCAACCACCUCAAGG
Messenger RNA from Rana temporaria (common frog), 1690 nucleotides. RefSeq lists its product as uncharacterized. The record is from RefSeq and is a predicted model, not a curated record. The transcript is spliced from 2 exons. Bases 187 to 1638 code for a protein of 483 amino acids. Lineage: Eukaryota; Metazoa; Chordata; Amphibia; Anura; Ranidae.